UCCCAUCAUAAAUACAAUUCCGGCCAACUCUUAACCGCCCGCCUUACCUCACUCACUUUCUCUCUCUCUAAUUCCCGAAUCUCUCUAUAGAAAUUUGCUAUGUCCGCCGGGUACUCUACGCCGCCUUUCUUCCCUGCCGGUGGCGGUUCACUCCCUAGUGCCGCAAUCGUCUUCCAGCCUCAGCAGCCAGCAGAUCCACCCCCGCUCCCCGCCGAUUCGUCCUCCUCCUCCGCAUCAUCCUCGAUUGUUAUCGUGAUAAUUGUCAUUGCCUCAGCCGUCAUCGUUUCCGCCGCAAUCUACCUCCUCCUCCGCCUGAUGUCCCGCCGCUGCAACCGUUCCUUUCGUACGCACGACGCGGCGGAAGACGUGAUCUCCAUCCCUGCCGCCGCCACGCGGCGCUCGUCUGUCGACACGUUUGAAUCGCUCCCGCUUUUCACGUUCGGCUCCGUGACGGGCAACUUGACCGGCGCGGAUUGCGCCGUCUGUUUGUCGAAAUUCGAGACGCACGAUCAGCUACGGCUGUUGCCUCUGUGUUGCCACGCGUUCCACGCGCAGUGUAUUGACGCGUGGCUCUCGGCGAACCAGACCUGUCCGCUCUGCCGCUCGACGGUGUACCCGACUGAGGCCGACGUGCUCAGGAAGAUUCUCUCCACCGCGAACGAGCACGAGAAUGAUAGCAGCGGCAGUUUCCGGGUUGAGAUUGGGAGCAUUAGUCGCCGGCGACGCGGAGACUCCGCUUCAGCCGCCGGAGACAGCCGGAGGUCUUACUCUGUUGGCUCGUCGCUUGAGUAUGUGGUCGGUGAGGGCCACGAGGUCGCUGUCGAGUCAAUCCACCGCCGAGGAGGUUCAGAAUGCACGGAUAAGGAAUCAAUCGGAGCCCCGGCGAUGGAGCUUCCGGGGGACAACUUGGCGCCAGAGGUGUCCGGCGGAAGGAGUUGGCUGAGAGAGUACAUUGAUAGAAUCGCUUCCUUUUCGGUCUCUUCUCGUACGGUUUCGGGGAGGUUCUUCACCGGUAGCAGCCGGAGGAGCGAAAUUGUGGUCCCGGUGGACGAUGAUCUUGAAGCCGGUCGGAUCGGCGAGGAGAUCAGCGAGUUAUUUCGAUGGCUUUCAGGGGUAUGAUGACGAUGGCAUUGUUGUACAUACAUUCAAUUCCUAGUACAGCUUCAGUGGUCAUGACUCUUGGAUCAAGGGCAAUAUAGGCUCUUCACCAUCUCUCGGUUGGUCACUCCAAAUUUUGCUAUUCAUAUACCCGUCCCGUUCCAUUGGAAUGUAGAUAAAUCCAAUUCGUUUAUCUUUUCAGUACAAUUCACAAAAACAAAAGAGAUGUUAAGAAGUAGACAAAUUAUAAGUCAAACUUGGUUAUACCUUUUGCUUAGGAAGUAUAUUCUUUAAUUACGGCAUAAUAUUACAAGUCAGCAGCCCUUUUUUGCGUGGAGUGAUUUGUGGGCAUUAUCGAGUAUUACUCGACGAAAAAUUAAAUAUCGUGGAUUAAUUACUUACCUUAUGUAUCACUCCCAUUUAUCACCGCAUUCAUUGUUGGAAAUGUUAUCGAUUUUGCCGUAUAUCUUUGGAAUCUUUUUUUAUUUCUUUACUGUUCUAGGC
This is a messenger RNA of Cuscuta europaea, 1602 nucleotides long. NCBI's taxonomy places the organism in Eukaryota, Viridiplantae, Streptophyta, Magnoliopsida, Solanales, Convolvulaceae. The record is from the annotation of a GenBank genome assembly.